Messenger RNA from Quercus lobata, 966 nucleotides. Its product is annotated as short-chain dehydrogenase reductase 3b-like. The record is from RefSeq and is a predicted model, not a curated record. The coding region runs from base 1 to 789 and encodes 262 amino acids. The transcript has a single exon. Lineage: Eukaryota; Viridiplantae; Streptophyta; Magnoliopsida; Fagales; Fagaceae.
AUGGCUGAAUCAGUGUUGUGCAAGAAGAAACUAGAGGGCAAGGUGGUCAUAGUAACCGGUGGCGCAAGUGGCAUUGGAGAGACAACCGCACAUCUUUUUGCUAGUCAUGGUGCACGUAUGGUGGUGAUCGCUGAUAUUCAAGAUGAAUUAGCCCAAAGUGUUGUUGAAUCCAUUGGCUUGAACCUUGCUAGCUACAUCCAUUGUGAUGUUACAGAUGAAGAGCAAGUCAAAGCCAUGGUGGAAUGGACGGUCCAAAAUUAUGGGAAACUAGACAUUAUGUUCAGUAAUGCUGGAAUUUUCAGUAGGUCUAAUCAGACCAUUCUUGAUCUGGAUUUUUCAGCCUUUGAUCACCUAUUUGCAACCAAUGUUCGUGGCAUGGCAGCUUGUGUAAAGCAUGCAGCAAAUGCUAUGGUCAAAGGGCACGUUAGGGGAAGCAUUGUGUGCACUGCUAGUGUAGCUGCUAGUUGUGGUGACAAGAAGCACAUUGAUUAUUUCAUGUCAAAGCACGCAGUGCUUGGGCUGGUUCGAUCGGCUAGCCAACAGCUUGGGGAGCAUGGGAUCAGAGUGAACUGUGUAUCACCUUAUGUGGUUGCUACACCAAUGGCAUGCCAUGCUCUUGGGAUGGAUGCUGAGCAAGUGGGAAAACUCUACGAGGACCGGUUAGUAUUUAAAGGGGUUGUAUUGAAAGCAAAACAUGUGGCCGAUGCAGUGUUGUUUCUUGCAUCUGAUGAUUCUGAGUGUGUCACUGGGCAUAACCUAGUGGUGGAUGGUGGUGUCCUAGCUAAAUAAUCAACUUCCAAAACCCAGAGUUUCAUAAGAAAAAAAGAAAGAAUGAAUAAUUUAAGAAGCUUUGAACUCUAUAUAUCUAGAAAACUUGUUUAGGUUUUGGAUUGUGUCCAGUCUAUAUCUAUCGUUUGAUGAUUUCUCUCGAGCAAAUGGAUUGUGCAAUUAGCAAAUAAACGUAAG